Molecule: messenger RNA, 1056 nt
Organism: Striga asiatica
Lineage: Eukaryota; Viridiplantae; Streptophyta; Magnoliopsida; Lamiales; Orobanchaceae
Source: the annotation of a GenBank genome assembly
AUGCGAAGUCCAGGGCGGUGCGGUAGGGUGCUUGCAGGUCGUGUUCCCAAGAUUCCCAAGAAUGGGACAUCAGGGCGGAUAAAGACUUAUCUACUCAUGGGAGGAGUCUCAGGUGACUUCACUUCGCUUCGUUUGUACCUUUCAGUCGAGCAACCUUUGGUUCCCUCUCCUACCUCAUCCUCUAGGGAUGAGAUUGUUCACACGAGGUCAGUACAUGGGAAGGUGACUUCACAGAUUGCUUAUUCUCGCCUACGCCCUGCUUUCCCGGAGGUUUUUUUGGGGAAAUGGAUUUGGGCUAAAUUUAUUCCCCGUUCGGUUACGAUUUGGAGAGCCAUCCAUCAUCGGCUUGCGGUGCGUCAUACUAUCCGUUUACGAGGAUUCAUCGGUCCUUCGGUUUCGAAUCUAUGGAGAGUGGUUAUAGUCACGGUAUUUUGGUCCAUUUGGUUCAAACGUAAUGAUCUUGCCUUCAACAACAGCCAAUGUACUCCAACGGGGCUUCGUUCAUUUAUUUGGUGUCGGGUUAGAGAGACCUCUACAAUGGACAUGGGGGAAAUGAACAAUUCGGUGGAGGUUCGAUGUCAGUUUCUGUCUUCAGGGUCGGUGGCACCGAAAGAUGCGAAGAAGGGAAAGGGACUAGACCUGUUUCGUAGCCUUGGGGUUCUACUUUCUUUCUGGGAUGGGAUGAGACUUGCUUUUCUUCUUUCACAUAGAAGGAAGUUAGCUGGCUGGCUUGUUGAAGUCAAUCAAUCUGGAGUAGAUCGAUUCCUUCCUCUCCGAAGGAGCUCUUCGGGAAAGGCCGCUUUGCGUUGUCGCGAGAGUCAGAGGUGGUUUCAAGUGCUAAUGUUCGCUUUCAGAGCUUUCUCAUGGGUCACCUAUAAGCGUGUUGUAAAGAACUUGACUAGACUCGUUGAAUGGUAUGGCAAGAAUGCUCGUCUCCGGGAGCUGGUUCAACUAGACAACCAAUCCAAGAAGAACAAUCCGGAUGAGUGUCGAAGAGUAGAGAUCGAGCUCAAUUACACCAGGACUUCACUUCGCUUCGGAAUGAUUAUCCACUAG